Panonychus citri (citrus red mite) is the source of this 3923-nucleotide messenger RNA. It is a transcript of the gene Orc5, whose product is annotated as origin recognition complex subunit 5-like. The record is from RefSeq and is a predicted model, not a curated record. The transcript is spliced from 3 exons. NCBI's taxonomy places the organism in Eukaryota, Metazoa, Arthropoda, Arachnida, Trombidiformes, Tetranychidae. Gene Ontology annotation, cellular component: nuclear origin of replication recognition complex; nucleus. Bases 535 to 1986 code for a protein of 483 amino acids. Gene Ontology annotation, molecular function: DNA replication origin binding. Gene Ontology annotation, biological process: DNA replication initiation; DNA replication.
CCUUGAAGUUCAAGAGAUUCUCUCUCUCUCUCUCUCUCUCUCUCUCUCUCUCUCUCUCUCUCUCUCUCUCUCUCUAUUUUCUCUCUCUAUCUCUGUCUCUUUCCGAUAAUGAUAAUACUUGACUUGAUUGUUGUUGGUUUUUUUUUCUCGUUCAAAAAAAUGAAAGAAACAAUUUAUUUACUUUGAAUUUUCAAUUCACUUUUGAUUGUUAUGAUUAACUUUUAAUUGGAUCUUUGAUGAUUCCGUAGAUUUUAUUAAUCACGGUUUAAAAUCAAUUGUUUCCUAUUUUGUUGAUUAUUCAUUAAAAAUUGUUUCACUUUAAUAAACAUUAAUCAUGGUGUCUCUUUAAUACUACCUGUUGAUUAUUCAGUGGCGCUCAUCACCUUUUCUUCCUGUCGGUUGCUAAGCAACAUUUUAUUCUGAUCACAUGUUGGUCAAUAUUCAAAAAAAUUUUUUCUCUUUUUUAACAAUUUAGUUGAUUGUUUUUAAUUUUUUCUCGACGUGUUGUGUUUUUUUGUUGAUCUUGUUGACAUAAUGCCGAAAGCGAAAACUAGUCAAAUUAUCGAGACACCUGUUGAUUUGGUUAGAAAACGAUUCCCGUGUCGAGAUGAGGUCAUCAGUGGAUUGGAACGUCUUUUGGUGACAAUUAAAUGGCCUUUUAUAUUAAUUGAUGGACCACAUUCUACUGGUAAAACUUGUAUUACUCGAGCAUUAUUGGAAGCAUUGGGCUUAUCGUUUUCCUGGAACAAUUGCCUAGAAAUUGGAAGCUUGAAAAGUCUUCAAAGUAAAAUUAUGUACGACAUUGACUUUACUGUCAAUCCAAAUUUAGCCAGUUCGGAAAGAGUUAAAUCUCGUGUAACAUCAAACGAAACCUUUAUCAUUGGAUUUACCGAUCUCUUGGAAAAUUUAACCGCUAAAAGCUCCAAAAUUAAAGUUCUCCGUACACCCAAGAAGACACCUACUAAAAGUGCCAGUAAACGGAGUAAAUCAGUUGAUGCAAAUGCAACAUAUUCAUUUGAACCUAAAUCUUACCGUUACUUUGUUGUUCUCGACAAUUAUGAUAAAUUGGUUGAUUCAAGUAUCAAUAUCCUGCCCGCUCUCAAUCAAGUCCAUGAAGCGAUGAGAAACAAAGUUCAACUUAUCACAAUAAUGAUCACAACUCUUUACGCUGAUCGAUUCUUAUAUAAUUUCUUUGGAGUUCCAAAACCAAUUGUAUUUAAUUUUCCAAGUUUUGAUCUUAAAUCUUUACCUCAAGUAUUAUCUAGAGUAGUUUGUGAAGAUCGCGAUGAAAAGUAUUACAGGUUCAGUGAGAUUGUCUGUUCAACACUUUCCGCAUCAAUUGGUGAUCUUAACAAACUGUCAACCAUUUGCAAGAAUUCAUUCAUGGAUCAUAUUGACGAAAUUACUUCUAGAGGUCUAAAUGAAGAUGAAAGUAAUAAGCAACUGCGAAAAUUUUUCCUGGAGAAAGUUGAAUCAUAUGUUAAAUCAGCAAUCUCUCAUGGUGGAUCUUCAUCAUCCGUAAUUAACUCAUUAACCAUGAAAGAAUUACCUAAAUCAACUAAAUACCUGUUAAUUGCUGCUUUCCUUGCCUCUUAUAAUUCCAAAUCAACGGAUAGAAAAUUUUUCGUCGUCGCUUCGGAUAAGCGUAAAGUUUCCCGUUCAAUGUCACGGAAAGAGCAAACAGCAAUUGCACCUAAAUUAUUUCCACUGGAACGACUACUUCACAUUUACGAAUCACUCAUCUAUCUUAAUGAAGUAGGCAAUCAUUGUCUUCGAGAAACUCUACUAAAUCAACCAAUUAACCAACUAUUAUCCCAAAUAGAGACGCUGGUCAACCUUAAGCUCCUGAUGAAGGUCAAUUCGGUGACCAUUUCACCUUUAUCAAGUUUGAUCAAAUACCAAAUAUCAGAUUUUGUAACUUAUGAAUUCAUUGAAUCCCUUGCCAAAUCUAUCACACUCGUACUAGCGGGACACAUGAGCUGUUGACAAAAAGGAUGAGGAUUAUUAUUAAUUAAUUACACUGACGCCUUGAUGGUUUAACAAGUUAAACAAAAACAAAUGACAAAUGGUAAUCAAGAGAAGAGAAAAAAAUUGUUUCUCUCUUCAUAAAUUCAUAAUUACUUGAGAUCUCCUGAAGAUGAUACUGAUUACCAAGCCAAUCAUGAGACAAAAGAUUUUAAGUGAUGUUUAUUAUUAAUUGUUGGAAAUGAUAAUCAUGAUGACGAGAUAAUCUUCUAAUGACACGGAUAAAGAAUCAAAGGACGAAAAGUAUCUUCGACAAUGCUUAAUAUAGCCCAACCUUUAUAUCUCUCUCUCAUUUUUUACCUUCAGAAACAAAAACUAAGAGUAUUUGUUUACAUACCAUGAAUGUUACAUUCUAGUGUCUACAUCAUCAUUACCACCAUCACCAUCAUCUUCAUCCUGAUAGGAUUAAGAAGAUAUUUUUUAUUUUUUAUUUAUAUAAAUCAUUUCUUACCAUCAGUCUUUAUAUUUCUAUUCAUCUCUCUCUCUCUCUCUUUUCUUGCUUUCUUCCUCUUCCCUAAUCACAUCUCUUUCACAAUAUUAUAAACUUGUUCAUCAUCUUUUUAUCAUCACUACCAUCAUAAUCAUCGUCAUCUGAAAUUUACUAGAAACUUAAUUCAUUUGCCAAAGAUUAGACAAUGAAUUAGAAAGCUGAAAAUUUGCUCAUCACCACACGAAAAGGGAAAAAAAAGCAAAGCCCCAAGAAUAGAGGAAUUGGAAAUAGAAAGAGAGACAAACUCGAAAGGAAGGAAGGAAGAUCUCUCUCUCUCUCUCUCUCUCUCUCUCUCGCCCAAGGAAAAAAAGAAACUAAAACGGAAAAGAGAAAUGCCAAAGAAAGAGAAAAGAAAGACGAAGAUAUUAUUAGAAAUUCGGUAUUUUGAUCAUUUUUAAGUUUCUUCUUCUCUUACUUUUCUCUCAUCUCUCAUGGAAACGAAGCCUCGUACAUCGCAUGUUCAACUUUAUGGAUUUCAAGAGAAAAUGAAAAGAAAGAAAGACUCAAGAGACAAAUUCGAAAGAACCUUAUUUUCCCUCUCCUUUUUCUCUUACUUGUUCCCUGUCUACAUAUUCCCCCCUAACCUAUGGUUCUAUUACCCAGUUCGAAAUCUAUCACUUAUCUCCUACUGUCUUAUUGUACCAAAAUGUACAGUCUCAGUUUAUCUUAUAUAUUAUUCAUUAUUAAUAGUCCAAAGCGCUUGCGUUUAUCGAUUUGUGAUUUACUAUCAUUCACUACUUUUACUUUUAUCCACGAAAAACACCAAAGUCAUUGAGUCGACAUUGUAAUUCUACAUUUACCUUGUUCGAAUUUUGAUUUGUUGUUAUUUUCUCUCUCUUCUUCACUCUCACCAUCUUCAUCUUCAUCGUGAUCACAAUUUUCUAAUCAUCACCGAGAAAAACAAUUACACCCAAAUGGUAAUGUCUUGAUUUCAUUUCUAAUUUACAGUUAUAUUAAUUGAUGUAAAUACCUGAGAAAUGUUUUCAUCAUUAAUCAUUACAAUGUUGUUAUAAUUAAAUUGUUAUUACCAUAGUCGAUUAAAUAACUGUUCUCAACACAGAGACAAGACGAACAAUUAACUUUCAAAUUCUAAUUGUUGUUUGUUCACCAAGAAAGUGAGAGAAGAAAAAUUCGAACUCAAUAUUUACCUGUGAUUUUGUUUUUCUACUCUCUGUUUUGGUGGAUUUCCAAUUGUGUGUAAUUUCAGUGUUCUCAUCUUGUGUCAUUAUCGACAAUUUAAUUUAUACCCACUAAUUAACGAGCAUCUAAUUGUCAUCACCAGAGGAAAGAUAAAUUCAAAACAAUCUCCAUAGACUUUACCUUCAUUUUUGGGUUUUCUAUGCAUUUUCACCGGUAACCUCCCUCUUCCUCUUCAAUUUUGUUUACCUUAUAUUUCCCACCCCACUGC